Molecule: messenger RNA, 5557 nt
Organism: Oryzias latipes (Japanese medaka)
Lineage: Eukaryota; Metazoa; Chordata; Actinopteri; Beloniformes; Adrianichthyidae
Gene: zfyve9a
Product: zinc finger, FYVE domain containing 9a
Biological process (GO): liver development; endosomal transport
Cellular component (GO): early endosome membrane
Molecular function (GO): metal ion binding
Source: RefSeq, a predicted model, not a curated record
UUCCUUCAUCCGUAUUUUCCAGCAUUAAACCAUGGGGGAGGGAGUCUGGAGUGCUGCCUCACAACUACGGCGGACUACAGGCUCUACUUUUCGGCUCUAAACAUCAGAGACCGGCGGCGGCGAAGCCUCUGACGGGGAAUCCCUCGGAAACGCCCCGAAAGGCUCGGAUGUAUGUAUGGCUUCUCCGGAGUGACGGGGAGUCUCGCGGGGGACGGGCGUGAAGAUGAGGAUUCCUCCGGCGGUUCCCUCUGCUGACAGCUGCCUCCCCUCUGCGGUUCAGGUGUGGCCACUGGGCGCUCGCCAGACCAGGUGAAGUGAGAACCAAGGGGAAAUCGCGCUGAGGACACGACGCAGCUGCUGAGGGGGGUGGGGCCUCCGUGCAGGUUCACGCGGCUUUCAGCAGGGCGGAGCCUCCUGACCCAUGGAGAAUUACUUCCAGGCCGAGGCCUUCAACCUGGACAAGGUGCUGGACGAGUUUGAGCAGAACGAAGAUGAAACCGACACUUUCUCCGACGCCAAGUGGACUCAGAUCCUGGCCCCACCGGCCCACAUGUUCUCCUUGAACCCGGCGCUGACCCACACCGACCUCAGCCCCCGUGAGAGCUCCCAUCUCUUCAAGGGCCUCCCCGACUCCUCCUCCAGCGCCUCUCUGGGCGGCGACCCCAAAAGACACCCUGGUGCCGAACCUGCGUCCUGGGCGGAGGAGCGGCCGGCAGAUGUCCACAGCCCGCCCCUCCCUCAGCCCAACAUCGGCAAACUGGUGGGCGCCGACGACGCCUCGCCAACCCCCGUGACGGCCUGUGGCACAGUGGAGAACAGCUGCUCGGGCAGCCCCCCGCUGGUCGAGCCUCCUGCUGCCUCCAGCCAGGAGCCUAAACUCAGAGACACGCCCACCUCAGUGGGAGGAGCCGGCUCCUCCGUCUCCCACUUCACCUUUGAGGUGGGAUCAGGUCAAGACCCGCCCCCCUCUGUGAGCCUUCAUCCAGCUGCCUCUGCAGGCAGACAGAACGGGGAACAUGCUGAAGGCCAAAGCGGUGCCGCUGUCUCACCGGACCUUCAUCCUGAAUCCGUCCUCUCAACAGAGGAGACGCCAGAACGUUUGAAUGGCGGUGAAGAUUCUCCGCCUGCGUGUGAGCGGGAGGAGAAGAAUGUUUAUUCUCCUGCUGAGGAGGGAGAGGAGAAGGAAGAAAGGAAAGCAGAACCGCUUUUCAGAAAAACUAACCUUCAGAACGGACUAGAAGGAGCGAUGGAGCGCAGCUCCACGCUUCAUACAACAGAAGAGAAGGAUGAGGAGGAGUUCUCUCCUUCUCCUGUCUCCUCUAAGGAGGACUCUGUUACAGAGGAGAAGGAAAUGGAGGAGAGCAAGCAGGAAGCGGGGGAUGCCGGUGCCGUGGGAUCGGGUCUCCUCCAAACUAAACUCGGCAACAACCGCCUUCAACCAGUCAGUGUUCCCUAUGGAGGAGCACGGCCAAAACAGACGGUCAGCCUCAAGCUCCAGAUCCCACAGCCGCUGCCGGGCCAGCUCCAGAACCAGCUGGGCCAGGCUGCAGCCGGCAAGAACAAGAACCUGGACAGCCAGGGCCGGAGAGGCGCUCCAUCAGAACCGUCGCCCGCCGCCGCGGACCAGGGCUCAGUCAGCGCGAACGGAGACCGCGGCGCCCCCUUCCCAUCAGCCAGACCUCCAGAGAGCCCCGACAACGACCUCCAGGCCGGCCAGCAGGGCGACCCGAGCCGGAAAGCCAGCAGCGCCCUGGGAGACGUCGCCCCUGUGUGGGUGCCUGACUCCCAGGCUCCCGUCUGCAUGAAGUGUGACGUCAAGUUCACCUUCACCAAGAGGCGGCACCACUGCAGGGCCUGCGGCAAGGUGUUCUGUGCCGCCUGCUGCAGUCUGAAGUGUAAGCUGGCGUACAUGGACAGGAAGGAGGCUCGGGUUUGUGUCACCUGUCAUUCCACACUAACCAGCGCUCAGUCCUGGGAGACGCCGACUCCAGCAAGCAACCAAAGCCCGAACCCCAACAACCCCGCAGAGUACUGCUCCACCAUCCCCCCCCUGCAGCAGGCCCAGGCCUCGGGGGUGCUCAGCUCCCCCCCUCCCACCGUCAUGGUGCCCGUGGGGGUCCUAAAACAGCCCAGCAACGAGGGAUCCGUGUCACGAGACCAGAGAAGGGUGUGGUUCGCUGAUGGGGUCCUGCCCAACGGGGACGCCACAGACUCCUACAAACCUUCGUCCUCAAGCUCCGCCCCCUCCCAGCAACGCACCAGCUCAGCCUUUUCCAACAAGUCCUCCACGUCUGAGGCCUCAGAGGCAGCUCAGACCCCCGUGGCACCGGCGGGCAGCCCCGUGGGCAGCUCCCUCAGCCUGAUCCCGGAGGACGGGCUCCCUCCCAUCCUCAUCUCCACUGGAGUCAAAGGAGGUACGGGAGGCCACAUCACAGAUUACGCAGUGGAGGAGAGGCCGGCGGAGGUCGUCCUCAUGCAGCAGUUGGAGGAGGGCGGUCCUGACCCCCUGGUCUUCGUGCUGAAUGCCAACCUCCUCGCCAUGGUCAAGCUGGUCAACUACGUCAACAGGAAGUGCUGGUACAUGACCACUAAGGGCAUGCACGCCGUUGGCCAGGCGGAGAUCGUUGUCCUGAUCCAGUGUCUGCCUGACGAGAAGACCAUCCCCAAAGACGUCCUCACCCACUUCGUGCAGCUCUACCAGGAGGCCCUCAGCGGAAACAUGCUGAGCCACCUGAGCCACUCCUUCUUCACGCAGAGCUUCUUGGGCAGCAAAGAGCACGGCGGCUUCCUCUACAUCAGCCCCUCCUUCCAGUCGCUCCAGGACCUGCUGCUGCCCAACCCGCCCUUCCUCUUCGGCAUCCUCAUCCAGAAGUGGGAGACGCCGUGGGCCAAGGUCUUCCCCAUCCGCCUCAUGCUGCGGCUGGGAGCAGAGUACAGAUUCUAUCCCUGCCCGCUGUUCAGCGUCCGCUUCAGGAAGCCUCUGUUUGGGGAGACGGGUCACACCAUCAUGAACCUUCUGGCAGACUUUCGAAACUACCAGUACACCCUCCCGAUCGUGAAGGGCCUGGUGGUGGACAUGGAAGUGAGGAAGACCACCAUCAAAAUCCCCAGCAACCGCUACAACGAACUGAUGAAGGCCAUGAACAAGUCCAACGAGCACGUGCUCGCCAUGGGAGCCUGCUUCAACGACCGGGCCGACUCCCAUUUAGUGUGCGUCCAAAACGAUGACGGGAACUACCAGACGCAGGCCAUCAGCAUCCAUCACCAGCCACGGAAAGUGACCGGAGCGUGCUUCUUCGUCUUCAGCGGCGCUCUAAAGGCCUCGUCCGGCUUCUUGGCAAAGACCAGCAUAGUGGAAGAUGGCGUGAUGAUCCAGAUCACAGCAGAGACCAUGGACUCUCUACGGCAAGCUCUGAGGGACAUGAAGGACUUCACCAUAACGUGCGGGAAGGCCGACCGGGAGGAGAACCAGGAGCUGGUCCACAUCCUUUGGACCGAGGACGACCAGAAUUUCAACAAAGGCGUCAUCAGUCCCAUUGAUGGGAAGUCCAUGGAGUCCAUCUCCAGCGUGAAAAUCUUCCACGGCUCGGAGUUUAAAGCGAACGGCAAAGUCAUCCGCUGGACCGAGGUGUUCUUCCUCCAGAGCGAGGACCAAUCCAUCGGCCUGAGCGACCCGGCUGACCACAGCCGGCUGACGGAGAACGUGGCCAGAGCCUUCUGCAUGGCUCUGUGUCCACACCUCAAGCUGCUGAAGGAGGACGGCAUGGCCAAGCUGGGGCUGCGGGUCACCCUGGACUCAGACCAGGUGGGUUACCUGGCAGGAAGUAACGGCCAGCCUCUGCUGCCUCAGUACCUGAGCGACCUGGACAGCGCUCUGAUCCCCGUCAUCCACGGCGGGGCGUGUCAGCUCAGCGAGGGCCCCGUGGUCAUGGAGCUGGUCUUCUACAUCCUGGAGAUCAUCUCCUAGGAGGCGGAGUCGCACCACCAGCCUGCAGGCUCUCACCUGUCUGAACCUUCAUCUCACAGCCUGGUUCUUUCUCGCCUCGCUUCAACCACUUCACCUCAAAAGAACCAGAAAGCUGUGCCGGGCCGGGCGGGGUAGCAUUCCUCCACUCAAACCUAUGCAUCCGCCCCCCCCUCAUCUGCUCUGACCCAGAGGCUUUCAGGUGUCCGGGAUGCCCCGAGCCGGGUUCUCCUCUUUCAGGGCGUCUGUCCUCAUACCCACACUUCAAUCAACCGUCCGAGAGGUCACAGGGUCACCAGAACCAUGUCGCAGAGUUUCCAGAGGAACCGUGGGUGCCAAAGCCGAGCCUCUGUGCUGUUCUGCCUCGAUGAGGCCAAAGCCUUCAGCUGCCAACAGCUGGGCGUGGUCGAGGUAACGGGAGGUCUGCAGUUCCCCCCAUCUGGGAUGAAGAGGCUGCAGUUCACCUUCGGCUGGGGUUCUUCCUGCUCUAAAGAAAGGCUUCUUCAUCUUCUGACCGUUUUUACCAGAAACCAGAGAGAAACCGGCUCCAGAGCUGAAGAUUUUCCUACAAAAACGUCUGCAAACGCAACAAUUUUACUCUUCUGGCUGGAGUCGGCUUACUUUAAAAACCCUCAAGAAUGCUCCUUUAACAUGAAGUUCUCACAGCUCAAACAAACAUGAACGUCCCUGUUAAAGUUUUAAACAUGUUUCAUCGUCGUGUGACUUUGAAGUGUGGGUGUUUGGACAGACCUGCCAGCUCCCUGACUGGACUUCCCCUCGAUAUCAUGGCAGCUGGGGAAUUCUGGGUAAAAACCUGCCUGUGUGUAGCACGGAUACCGUUUCAAGGGAGACGCACAUCUACCGCCGGUCAGUGAAGAGGACGGAGGGAGGAGGUGCCUACAGGGGGCGCUUGGUCUUUCGUUUUUGUACCCUGGUGCUCAGUGCCUGCAGCAGAGGGAGAGAGGACUUCUUCAGCUUUACUCAUCAACCACACACUGAUGCUUCUACAGGCGGGGGCGUCAGCUGUGGCCUCCAGCAUCACUGACGGGGAGCCCCCCACCCCGUGAAAGAAUCCCACUGCAGAAAGAUCAGAAAAGGUUCCAACGCUUUACGACCUCAAACGAAGGGCAGCGUCACGGCUUCAUUUGCUCUUUUUAAUCAUAUAUCAGAUGUAAAGCUAUAGAAAUGUAUAAAUAUAUGUAUAAAUAAAUGUAUUAUAACUGAAAUUGCAAAAGCGGUGCACUGGAUUCUAAGCCAUUUAGAGGAUUUGAAGCGAGCCGCAGGCUGAAGAGGUGCUGCAAAGAUCCCAGAGCUGAAUGUAUCUCAUCCCAGGUUUUCCUGCAUCCGUCCACAUCCCCGAGAGCAGGACUCUGCAGAACUCUACAGUGGCCGUCGUGGCACAGAAAGGCGGCAGCUGCUCAUCUUCAGCCGCACGGAUCUACAGACAAAACAAAACAAGAGAUGAAUGUAUUUUUUCUUCUGAAAGCGUUUGGCUUUUCCAGACACACCUGACUCGUGAAAAGUUUCUGCACGUCUGUAUUCAGUUCAAGUGUUUCUUUUCAGGAUUUUGGACUAAAAGUUUUUUUAUUGAGU